This is a messenger RNA of Racocetra persica, 130 nucleotides long. The record is from the annotation of a GenBank genome assembly. NCBI's taxonomy places the organism in Eukaryota, Fungi, Glomeromycota, Glomeromycetes, Diversisporales, Gigasporaceae.
GCGUUGAAGAUAUUAAGUAGUAGAAAUAGUGCUGUUGCAUCAAGGUGUUUUAGUAUUUCGUUUGAUAUGUUUUGUGGGCCUCUUGUAUUCUGGGUAUUGGAUUGUACUCUUGUUGCCAUGUAUUCUAUUG